This is a messenger RNA of Musa acuminata AAA Group (dessert banana), 1562 nucleotides long. Its product is annotated as cation/calcium exchanger 1-like. The transcript is spliced from 2 exons. Lineage: Eukaryota; Viridiplantae; Streptophyta; Magnoliopsida; Zingiberales; Musaceae. Bases 101 to 1246 code for a protein of 381 amino acids. Gene Ontology annotation, molecular function: monoatomic cation transmembrane transporter activity. Gene Ontology annotation, biological process: transmembrane transport; monoatomic cation transport. The record is from RefSeq and is a predicted model, not a curated record. Gene Ontology annotation, cellular component: membrane.
GGAGGCCAGUGAUUGCCCGCCUGCCCACCCACCGACCCACUCCCUUUCCCAUCUCCUCGCCCUCCGCCAGUGAGUGUCUUCUCCCCACCGUAACCGUGCCAUGAGGAGGUCAUUGCUAUGUUCAUCGAUGAAUCAGAUGGCGCCCUCGUCCUUGUCCGCUUCCCCUUCCCCUUCCCCCUUCAAGUUAAUAGGCAUCUCCAUCCUUCUACUCUCCUAUUCCCUCUCGCUUCUCCUCUUCCCUCCCAGCCUCUCUCCAUUCCUCUCCGACUCCGACUCCGACUCCGACUCCAACUCCCGCUCCUCCUCUUCUCGCCUUCUACUCCAAUACCCAUUGCCAUCCGCUUCUUCUUCGUCUUGUUCUUCGGUGCUCGAAUUGCCCCCUGACCGGCACUGUGCCUUCGCCCUCUCUCGAUGCGGCCGCAGCGGCGGCGGGGGCGGGCUCGUCAACUACGCCGCAAUCCACUUCUGCCUUUUCACCGGUCGCCCCUUCCUAUCCCUCCCUGCCCUCGCCCUCCUCCUCCUCCUCCACUUCUACUUCCUCGUCUCCGCCGCCCGCGACCACUUUACCCCCGUCGUCACCCGCCUCGUCGCCCACCUCCGCCUCUCCCCCAGCAUGGCCGCCGUUACCCUCCUCGCCCUCGGCAACGGCUCCCCCGACCUCUUCGCCUCCGUUGCUGCCCUCCGCGGUGGCCACCCACGCACCGGCCUCGCUGCCAUCCUCUCAGCCGGCGCCUUCGUCUCCGCCUUCGUCGUCGGCGCCGUGGCUAUACUCGCCGGCCCUUUCCCCCUCGAUCCAGGUCCCUUCGUGCGUGACGUCUUUUUCUACCUCGUCGCGGCCUCCGCCCUCUUCUACGUCUACCUUAGCGCCGAGAUCUUCCUCUGGCAGGCGGUCGGCUUCAUCCUCUUCUAUAUCUUUUUCGUUGGAUUCGUCUUCUGGAUGGAUCUGGGGGUUCACGGCACGACAGACAAAAAUGGGGAGCUGGAGAUGGGUCUGGCAGUGGAAGGAGAGCAGGAGGCUUGGAAGAAGAAGGAUUUCUUUACAGAUACCGCCGACAAGGAAUCUGAACGACCGGUGGGAAACAUCGAGGAAGUGGAAUCUGCAUGGAGUCUUCAUCGGGUGCUUCGAAAGAUAAAGCAAUUUGCCAGUGGAUGGAUGCUAUUAUUGUGGCCGAAAAGUUGCAAGAUGCACUACCCUAGUUGUUAUCAGUCGCGUUCUGGCAUCAGCAUGUGUUCAGUUGCAACAUAAUCUCGGUCACCACAUAAUCAGCACGAAGCAGGCAGUAAGCUUGAUGAAGAUGCUAUUUAGAGAUGUAAUAUUUUUGUUCUCCAGUGUUUCUUUUUUCUUUUCUCCAGGAUCACAACACUCUGUUCUUAUUGUUUGAUGGACGGAUAUAUAUAUAUAUAUAUAUAUAUAUAUAUAUAUAUAUAUAUAUAUAUAUAUUCCAACAUGCUUGAAUUCGAUGCAGUUGAGAAAUUAAUUAACCAAGUCUGAAUCCUUAAGAGGAGUCUAUAUAUAUAUAUAUAUAUAUAAAUAAUAUUAUUAGCAUUGAGUUUCCUCUUUA